UAGGAGCAGCCAGUCCUGCAUGGAUAUCACACAUCUUUCUGCACUGAAACAGAGAGUGAAACCAGCUACACAACAUUUAAGAGACGUCACAAAGAAGAGGUCCACCGCUACAGAUACCUGACAGGAACCAAUCAGAGAUGAAGCUCCUUGUAGUCAUCCUCGUCAUCGUCUGUCUUACAACAGCCUCUGCUUGGCCGCAUCAAAAGGGCAAAGAUUCCUGGAGGGACAAGCGUAUCAGGGAUCGCAGACUGGAAGAGAUGAAGGAAAAGGUUUUGAGGUGGUUGUGUCGGGACUCAUCCAGCCAAGAGGGCUCUUCAGAUCAGUCACCGGAAUCAAGUGAAUCUGAUGAAGAUUCAUCUGAGGAAAAUUCAGUCACGACCACCACCACCACCACCACGACUACAAGAGGCCCGACCACCGUGUCCACAACAACAGCAACCACAAAACAGACAACAGUGUCAACCCUGGCAACAACACCUAGCAGUGCAACCCAAAAUAGUACACAGGCGCCACCAACUGCAGCUCCUAUCACAGACAACAGAGGAGACAACUGAUUCCUGUUGAGAGAUUACAACUAUUCACACUCUUAUUUGAUGAUAUACCUGUCUGGGUUCAAUAGCAAGAGUUAAAUACAACGGGCAUCAUGAUUUUAGGGAGUAAAUCAUUAAAACUAUCAUAACUACUGAUAGUGAUUGAAGCCAAAGAAUGUAAAGAUCAAUUAGAAUAUCCAUCCAAAAAAAUGUAACCAAAAGAUGUGCUGAAGCUCUGUGACUUAAGAUGACAAUCACUAGGCACUCAAUUUUAAAAAUACAAAAACUGGUUUUUAAAUUCUAGUUUCAUCCAAUUUUUUUUGCAAGUAUUUCUGCAAAAAUUGAAGACUUAUGUACAAAGAUCCAAAAUGUGUCUUGCUAGAAGGGAGAAAAAAAAGGCUUUUUAAAACGUUCUGAUGAUGAGUCUACAAUGGCUACACCAGGUAUACAAGCUGCAGCCAAAUUUUCAGAUUAAAAGAAAGGCAUUAAACAUGCUUGUACAAAUGGAUUUUAAAUGCCCAUUCAAAUGUAUUAUCAGAAAUAAUGUGAUUGUUUUUUUUUUCCCUUGAUGAUCAUAUGAGGAGUCUCAGCCAUCUGUUUGAAGACCAAACCACUGAGUACUUUCUUAUGUUUAUUUAGUAUGAACUGAUCAGGAAAGAACACAAGAUAUCUUUGUGGAAUGUGCCAAAUCCAGUAUUUACAUAGAUAGGCCUUUUGAAGUAUUCUUCUUUACUUUUUAAACAUUUUAUGAAGGAUCCCCUACAGUUUAAGCUUCUUAUUGUAAAGUAGAUAGCAGAACAGUGUCCCUGAAGUUUAUGAAUUAUGCACUGAAAUUUUACCCCACAGCAGUGUGAGCACACACUUUAAAGGGUGUGUCCUGUUUUUCCUGUUAGCUCUUGUCUUUUGUCAGCACAUGCUGAGUAACAACACCCCAGUUAUCACCAGUGGGUUGCCUUAAUUAUGGGCUGUGAAUUCUUCUUUUCCAAAAUUAAAUAUGGUUAAGGGGCUGAAGGAAAUAUUUUAAUGGUUAUGGUUUGUUUCUUUUUAAACAAGUGAUUGCUUUAUUUCUGGAUUUAAAGUCUGUCUAAAUGUGACAAUUUCACCACUGUUCUUUCUUCUACAAAAAAUAAAGUAUAUUACACGCA
Molecule: messenger RNA, 1675 nt
Organism: Cheilinus undulatus (humphead wrasse)
Lineage: Eukaryota; Metazoa; Chordata; Actinopteri; Labriformes; Labridae
Product: integumentary mucin C.1-like
Exons: 3
Coding region: 138-554 (138 amino acids)
Source: RefSeq, a predicted model, not a curated record